AUGAACCGAAUGAAAUCUUUUGACCUUUGUGCAUUCCCUGCUCCGCUGCAGUUCCAGUGCAGCUCCAUCGAAAUCACGCGGACCUAUGGCGUGAAUGACUUUCGGGAGGAUUUGAAGCGCAUGAUGCAGGAUGUGCUCAAGGGUGAUGGCCAGGGGAUGGGCUUCUUGUUCUCCGAUACCCAGAUUGUGAAGGAGUCCUUCUUGGAGGACAUCAACAACAUCUUGAACACCGGAGAGGUGCCGAACCUCUUUGCAGCAGAUGAGAUUGAGCAGGUCAUCAACUUGACGAGGCCCUUGGCGAAAGCAGCAGGAAAGGUGGACGCACGUGACAUCAUUUGGCAGCACUUCGUCCAGGUGGUCCGGGAGGGUUUCCACAUUAUCCUGGCGUUUUCACCUGUGGGAGAAGGCUUUCGCGCUCGAUGCCGACAGUUCCCUUCGCUCAUCAACUGUGCCACAGUGGACUGGUAUGACCCAUGGCCACAGGAUGCCUUGGUGUCGGUGGCCGAACGGUACUAUAAAGAAGCUCCCAAAGAAUUGGAGCUGACCGCCAGCAUCCCCGCGCUCUCGCAGAUCUCCUGUGUGAUCCACGCCUCGGCCUCCGAGGCAGCGGAUCGGUUCUUCGAAGAGCUGCGGCGGAAGACGUACAUGACGCCCACCAGCUACUUGGAGCUCAUCAAACUCUUCACAGAUUUGCUGGGCAUGAAGAAGGGCGAGCUGGAUAUGAAACUGAAUCGAUACAAGGUUGGAGCUCAACGCUUGAAAGAGACCGAGACUGUGGUCGACAAGCUCAAGGUGGACCUGACAAAGAUGCAGCCGGUCAUUGAGCAAGGGAAGAAGGACACAGCAGCAUUGAUUGUGCAGGUGGACAAGGAGGAAGCCCUUGCCAAGGAAGCCCAAGCCUCCUGUGAGGUGGACGAGAAGGAAGCGGGGGAGGCUGCAGCUACGGCCAACGCCAUCAAGACGGAGUGCCAACGGGAACUCGAUGAGGCCUUGCCGGAGUACUACAACGCCAUCAAGGCAUUGGACUCCUUGGACAAGAAAGAUAUUCAAGAGGUGAAGUCUUUCGCCAAACCACCCCCUUUGGUGGAAGUGGUCCUGAGCGCCGUUUGCCUCUUGAUGAACCGCAAGGAGACCUGGGACGAGGCCAAAAAGGUGAUGAACGACACAGGCUUUUUACAAAGCCUCAAGGAGUACGACAAGGACGCUCUGGCCAGCAAUGUCAAGCUGACGCAAAAGCUCCAGAAGUACGUGAAGCGCGAGGACUUCCAGCCCGACCAGGUGAAGAAAGUCUCCACAGCCGCUAUGUCGUUGUGCAUGUGGGUGCGAGCGAUGGACGUGUACGCCCGUGUGGCUCGGUCCAUCGAGCCAAAGAAAGAGAAACUGAAAGAAGCAGAGGACGCCAAUGCUGCAGCAGAGAACAAGUUGAUGGCGAAGAAGAAGGAAUUGAAGGCUGUCCAAGACAACGUGGCUGGACUUCAGAUGCAGCUGGCGCGAGCGAGGAGUAAGGCGGAGAAGUUGGAGCAAGACGCCGAAACCUGCAAGGUGCAACUGGGCCGGGCCGAAAAGCUUUUGGCUGGAUUGGGGAAUGAGUCGGUGCGCUGGGAUGCUGCCAGCAAGAUCUUGGAGAAAAACAUCAAGUUCGUCAUGGGGGACAUUGCCUUGGCCGCGGGCUUCAUCGCGUACGCCGGGCCCUUCACCGCGGAGUUCCGCGCGAGGUUGAUCAGCCAUUGGUUAGCGAAGGCCAAGGAGGUGAAUCUGACAGCGGAUCCUGGUUGGAAGUGUGCAGACACGCUGUGCGACCCGGCAGAGAUCCGUGAGUGGAACAUCAAGUCUUUGCCCUCGGAUGACCUCUCGGUGGAGAAUGGGCUCCUGGUGACGCGCGGUCGCCGGUGGCCGUUGAUGAUCGAUCCGCAGGGGCAAGGAAAUCGUUGGAUCCGGAACAUGAAGAAGGACAGCGGCUUGGGCAUCAUCAAACUCUCAACGCCCAACUUCCUGCGGACCGUGGAGAACUGUAUCCGCGAAGGGAACGCGGUCUUGUUGGAGAACGUUGAGGAAGUCUUGGAUCCCUCGUUGGAACCGGUGCUCCUGAAACAGGUCUUCAAGAAGGGUGGCCAGUGGUUGCUCCGGCUUGGAAGUGAAGAUGUGCCUUACCAUGAUGACUUCCGUUUCUUCGUGACCACCAAGAUGGCCAACCCGCAUUACCUGCCGGAGAUUUGCAUUAAGGUGACCGUGAUCAAUUUCACCGUGACGCUUUUGGGCUUGGAGGACCAGUUGGUGGCAGACGUGGUGAAGAACGAACGGCCCGAUUUGGCCGAGCUCCGUGCGAAUUUGGUCGUCCAGAUCGCUGCAGACAAGGCCGAGAUGGACCGCCUGGAGCAGUUGAUCUUGAAGCUCUUGAGCGAGGCGGGCGACGACUUGUUGGCGGAUGACACGCUGAUUGUGACGUUGGAUCAGUCCAAGCAGACUGGAGACAGCUGCAAGGAGCGCAUGGCUUCGGCCGAAGAGUCCAUGAAGGAGAUCGACGAGGUCACGGAGAUCUUAAGACCCUGCGCCACAAGGGCCUCGAUCAUCUACUUUGUGGUGGCGGACCUGGCCAACAUCGAUCCCAUGUACCAAUAUUCGCUUCAGUUCUUUGCAAGCCUCUUCGAGCAGCGCCUGGCGGCCUCCAGAACCUCCGAAGAUAUGCAAGAGUGGGGGGAUCCCAGUCGGAGUUUUUCUUAUAGCGACGUCAAUAGCGUGAGUGGGUAG
Messenger RNA from Durusdinium trenchii, 2748 nucleotides. Lineage: Eukaryota; Dinophyceae; Suessiales; Symbiodiniaceae. The record is from the annotation of a GenBank genome assembly.